UGCCGAGGGGUAGGAGUGGUUUUGUGGGAAUUUUCAAGUUUUAAAAAGUGCUUAUUUGCAGGAUUCCCCCCCCCCGCAUUCUUUGCGAACACUGUGGUGACAAAUGGAUGAAUGAAGGUGGAAAAGUGCGGAUUAAUUUGCCGAAGUACACGGAUGGAUUGAAAUCAUAAUUUGAUGUAGAAAAUGAAUAAUUCCUUACAAUAAUUUAUGCCUCCGGACCAGAAAAGUUUAAGUUUAGCUUCUCUCCCCGUGGGUGAAGAUGCAUCAGACUGGGUCUGCACCACUGGCACUGCUGGCUCUUCUGGUGCUCACACUUGAGAUGUCCAGUGGCCAGUCCUGCCCCAGGAGCUGUAAUUGCUACCAGGCCAAUGAAGUUCACUGCACCUUCCGAUCACUGCUCAUCAUCCCACCUGGCCUGCCUGCGCAUACGAGACGGAUUAAUUUAGGGUUUAAUAGUAUCAGCAGACUUCAUGACAAAUCUCUGGUUGGGUUAAGGAGAGUAGAGCUCCUAAUGCUCCACAGCAAUAACCUCCAAGAUCUUCCGGAUGGAGUGUUUAAAGAGAUGAAAUCGCUCCAGAUACUCAAGUUGAGCUAUAACAAGCUGAAAGAGAUCUCUUCAUCUCUGACCUUCUCUGGCCUGACAUCACUGCUGCGUCUUUACUUGGAUCACAACCUGCUCCAACACAUCCACCCCCGGGCUCUGCUCCAGCUGCCUAGCCUCAGGCUGCUUCGUCUGCAAGGCAACAGGCUGCAUCAGCUGCACCCUCACGCUCUGUGCACGCUCUCCAUCCUGAAUACAUAUUAUUUUUCUACUUUGAGACAUCUAGACAUUUCCAACAACAGUCUAACUGUCCUGUCUGAAAAGAGUGUGACAACAGCACCUCUGCUGGAGAGUCUGGUCCUGCAGGCUAAUCCUUGGAGCUGCGACUGUAGGAUGAACUGGUUUCUCUCAUGGAGUCUUGCUCACCCAGGCUUAUUAAAAUGUCCUGGUGGUCCUCAGUGUCCAGUUUGUGCCUCGCCCCUGUCUCUCCAGGGCCAGAAUUUGCUUGAUCAGACGACUCUACAUUGCACUUCACCGAUCAUCAGUUUCCCUGGAAAAGAAACACCCUUGGAAUCAGACCAUAGCAAAAUCCAGCCAAGUGAGAUGUUCAGAGAACCUUUAGGGAAUGUCACCCUGGGUCUUUCUGACCAACAAGGGUACAACGUUGAUCUGAGUUGUAAAAUUACUCACUCUACCGAUUCCCCAGACAUUGCUCCUCCUCCAGAUCUCUCCUGGAGUUCCUCUUUUCCUCUCCCGCUCGCUUUGUCUCUCUCCCUUGACUGCCCUGUUCUGGGACAAAGCUACGAGAAACUUUGGAGGAUUUUGGCUUACUACAGUGAAACUGCAGCUCGCCUUGAGAGGGAGAUCAUGUUAAGUAAAGUUCCAGCAUUGGCCUACCGCUACAGACAGGCACCAGAGACAGAUGGAUAUUAUCACACUGGGAUCAAAGCCUCUGUUAAAGCCAGACCAGAAUGGUUACUGCAAUCAGCAAUUAGUAUUCAGCUUGACAGAGCACAGUCUAACAGRCAUAAAGUCCAACUUAUCUACUCAACAAGGGUUUCUGCUCAUCCUGAUCAAACUUUUAAUCCCUCAAUGUCUUCCCCUACUUCUCACCCAUGGGUAAUGAUUUUAACUAAUCACACUAACACAGCAGUUGCAGCAGUAGGAGUAGCAGGUAGGAACAUACAGCUGUCUUGCCCUGUUCUUAGUUCUAGUAAUCACAGUGUCCAAUGGAUUCUUCCAGAUGGAUCUAAACUCAAUACUUCUUCCAGCAGUUUAGAUGGCAGGUUCCAGCUAUCAGCCUCAGGCUUACUAAUACAAAGAGUACAGCUCUCUGAUGGAGGGCUUUACCAUUGUGUUGCCAGAGCUGGAAGAGAUUUCGAUGUCCUUCAAUUACGCCUGGCAGUACAAGAGUCUGCCGUUCCAUAUUCAGGUGAGCUAAGUGGACUCCCGGUUACUGGAACCAUUAGAGAUGCUGUCACUCUGCCCUGCAGGAUAUCUGGUUCACCAGAACCUUUGGCAAGUUGGAUUUUGCCAGAUGGAAAUGUUGUGUGGCCAGGAUUAGCURUAUCAGGUGGAUUGAAAGUACAUUCAAAUGGAAGUUUGUCUUUACUUACAUCAACUCUGAAGGAUACAGGAUAUUACCGCUGCAUUGCUGUCAACCAGUAUGGUAGUGACACCGUGUCAAUGCAGCUGAUAUUAAAAGCACAACAUAUUUCUGCCCUUGAGACUUCAUUACCCAGAGGACCUCAAUCAGCUGCUGGCAGGUCAACAAAGAUACCAGUCCCCAAUUUUGGGCAGAUUGAUGAAGGAUCAGGUGAUGAAGAAAAUGAAGAGGAUGAGAAACCCUCCUCUGGUAAAAGAAGAUAUCCAACAUCUCUCCAACCACGCCCAAACAGAAAAUAUCGAAUUAAGAAGCCACAAAGAUAUGGUCGUGUUGGAGAGGGAAAUCUAAAACGGAUUGGAGGAUCUACUUCACCAACUAUGCAGAAGAAACACCACUUUCAGAACAGACAGAGAGUAACCACAAAGAAACACAGGAUAGACCCUCAGAAAUGGGCUGAUCUYUUGGCAAAGAUUCGUCAAAAGACCGCCAACAGCACCAACAGUCAAGCAAUUGCAGAAGAAAAAACAACAACUCAACCUAUAWUAGAAGAAAAAGAUGAAGAAAUUAGACAAGGAGGAGAGGGUGACGAUAAAGACAGAAGUACAUCUCAUGGCUCACAGGAGAAAACAGAAUCUGAAGGGUCUUCAGUUGAUGAUGCUACUGUAAAAGAAGAACAACCACAACCCAUUCAACCUCCUGAUAAGGAUGCACAGAUAAUACAAGCAACACAAACYAUUGAAGAGAUAUAUAAUGUGACUGAGCGGCCACACGUGAAUCUAGAAAUUGACAUAAAAACACAGACAGAGAAAGAAAGCAAAGAAACAGUAAYAACAGUGAACCCAGUGACAGAAACAGAGCAUGUCACACUUACUUCAUUAUCAGGAGCAAAUGGAAUAGAAUCAAUUGUGUUGAAUGAGAAAGUACCAAAUCUAAGCCCUAAUAGGACCAGGCCACAGAAUCCUYUACAGGGACUUUUCCCAAAUGCGAUUCCAAACUCCCGAYCUCKAAGACCCUGGGACACCCGCAGGAAGAUUGGACAACGUAGGCGAAUUAACAGGCCAAAGAUUCAGCCUGUACCCUCACAGCAUCCUCGCUCCGACCCAAUAAACUCAAUAAACCAAGCAGUGACACUUAACUCAAGUCCAGAUAAAAUCACAAAGUUGUUGCCCUUAUCAACUACCACAUUUCCACCUAUUAUGCCUACACUGGGAAACAAUAUUAGGACUAUUAUAAAUGGUGUGACUGUGACUCCUGUGUCGCCAACUGUUUCYAACCCUCGUUUUAUUACUAUUUCAAAUUUUGAAUCACCUCCACUCAGUCCCUCCUCUACAACCCCGCACACAUACACAGACAUGAUGAUUCAUUCAGGCAAGAAACAAAUAACUGAGGAGUCUACAUUUAACAGCACACCAGCCCCCACUCAUGCUACCAUUAUCAUUUCAGAGCCGCAUGUGCYAGAACCCGAUAAUAGGACAUUUACACAUGCUGCAUGGGCUCAUACAGCAACACAAACAACCUUAGGCAAACAUGCUGAGAGACCCCCGAGCAAACACAGCAAGGAGUUAGAGAUGAAUGUUYUGGGUGAGUCCCACUUUUCAAUCACUCAUUCUCUCACUGCUCCCUCAGGCCCCAGUGCAUCUUUAACCACCACCAGUGCAGCAAAAAUCAUAACUACUUCUUCAGCUGCUCCCAAGAGAGCUAGUUAUUUUGGCAGCACUAAAAGUACACCAGCCUCUACAACUAAUGAGGACACACUCCCCACAACAACCACGGCUGCUAUAAUAAGUCCCACCAUGUCUCUUUCAACCCCCAUUAUCAUUCCAAUAUCCAGCACUCCCAGACAGACUUCAGCUCUGUCCACCUCAAUGACUUCUACAAUCACUUUGCCAACUACUUCCUCUACUAUCCCUUCAACUUCGACCUCCCACACUACAUUCAGGCCAAUAAUUACAAGGCUAAGCACCACUUCUAAUCCUUCUACCAGCAAAAGCAGUUCUCCAGUUUCGAUAAAUGCCAUCCCUAAAGUGUCCAUUUCCUCUUUUUCUACCACAUCUACUGAUUCUAAAACCACACUUCCAGCUACAACAGAAAGCAUUCUGACCACAACACCUCCAACUACAACMAAACAMUCUACAGUGAAAACUCUUUUUUCCACUACCACCACAAUGGAAUUGACAAGUACCAAAGCAAUAACAAGAAACAYUAAAGCAACUGGCCAGGUUGACCWCCCUGCGAAUGGUCAAAACAGGAGUCAGUCACCUACUGAUUGGAAGAACCAUGGAGCUAACACUAUUCCAGAUUCACACAGAAGCAGUUUUCAUCAGCCUUCCCUGUCACUUCCCGCUUCUCCAACGGUUCCGGUUGUCAGAUCUAAGCCAAGGAUCGCAGACCCUCACAUCCGCACCAUGUCAGUCCCGGCAGGCAGCUMUGUAAACCUGGUGUGUGAAGCUCAGGGAGAGCCAAAACCUUCAAUCACAUGGACUAAGGUUGCUACAGGAGCGGUGAUGUCAAUCCACUCCAGGGCUCAGCGUUUUGAGGUCUUGCCAAAUGGCACCCUUGUUAUCCAGAAUGUACAGGUGCAGGACAGAGGAACAUAUAUCUGCAGUGCGAGCAGCUUACUGGGCCGUGACAGGUUGCUCACCACACUAGAAAUCUGGACUCGCCCGCCUCAUAUGCAGCUGAUGCUUUACCGGGAAGUUACCAUUCAUCAGGGUGGCCAGGUUCACCUGGAGUGCCAAGCAGAUGGCGUUCCAGCCCCUCUGCUUUCCUGGGUUCUGCCUAAUCGUUCUACCUUAACCUCCUCUGGCACCUUUUCUAAUCGAAUCCAUAUGGACACAAAUGGGACCCUUCACAUCUCGGUGACAUUACCCACUGACCGAGGAGUCUAUCGCUGUGUGGCAUCCAACUCAGCUGGUGCAGCCAGCGCCUCAGUGCGUCUCCAUGUGUCCUCGUUGCCCCCGGUUAUUCAGCAACCCAGGGAGGAACACCUGCUUUUCUCUGUAGGUUGGCCUGUUUAUGCUCACUGCUCCGCCCGAGGGGCCCCAACACCAAUUCUGCGUUGGCGAAUUCCAGAUGGGACGCUUGUUCGACCAUCCCAGUUUCUUAAUGGAAACCUCUUUGUCCUGCCAAAUGGGACACUCCAUAUUCGCAAUGUGGGGUCAAAUAACACAGGGAAUUAUGAGUGCACUGCUAGUAAUGCUGUAGGGACUACUAAGAGGACAGUGACGGUAGCGGUUAAAGAUGGGGAGGCAAAAGACAAAAAAACAUCCAAUUCAUCUUUUUUCAACAAAGUCAGAACAUCGGUAAUCCCAAGCCAAACCUUAGCUGCAUUCAGCUCAAGCCCUUUUAACUCGUCCUCUAGCUCAUCUCUUGAAAUCAAUAAAACUGUAAAACCUUACCCAUCGCACUUUCCUGACAUCAAAAAAGCAAAUCCCUUCUCUGUUUUCUCACCUUCCACGGUGCCAACAAAUAACACCAAAGUAUCACCCAGAGGAAACAGCACAAGGGUUGCUUCUUCUUUCCAUACUAGUGGAAAAACCUCAACUGUUUUGCAGCCUCAGCCUGUCUCCCCCUUCACUAAAGCCCACAUUGUUUCUACAUCACCCUCUACUACUACUGUUAACUAUGAGGGGACCCUGAAUCUUUACUGCUCUGUAAGUGGAAACCCUACCCCAACCAUUGUAUGGAGGACCCCCACCAGAAAGCUUGUGGACAUGCACUACAGUUUUGACCAACGUGUAAAGGUGCAUCCUAAUGGCACGCUGUCAGUGAGGGCAGUAACAGAGAAGGACAGUGGAGACUACCUGUGUAUUGCACGCAACAAGGUUGCUGAUGAUUAUCGAAUUCUGCGUGUGUCUGUGGUCACUAAGUCUCCCAGGAUUGACCCAAAACAGUCAAUCAAUCAGAUGGUAUCCUUUGGAAAACCUCUGAAGGUAGACUGCCAGGCCUCUGGAUUGCCUCAUCCAGCUGUGCGUUGGACGCUACCAAAUGGAAACACUGUGAAGAGUGAGCUGUUUCAAGAGGACAGCAGGGGUCAAAGACGGCAACGUACUGUUUUUCACAAUGGGACGUUACUGAUUCCAGCAGUUGAUGAAGGAGAUGAAGGCGAGUAUAUCUGCUACGCAGAGAACCAGGCAGGCCGAGACACCAUGAAGGUCAUAGUAAAGGCCAUGAAGAAGACCCCACCAACGUUCACUAAUGGCAGAGGUCACAAUUUCAUCAAAGUGCAGCAGGGAGAAACUGCUACAAUUCCCUGCAGGGCCACAGGAGAUCCUGCCCCAACAGUUACCUGGUUUUCUCCAUCGUUCAUUGUUAUCCCACAGAGCUUGGGAUCAGGCCUUUCUUCUCAGCGAGUUGUGGUCAUUUCCGAUGGAACCCUGGAAGUGCAUUCCGCACAAAAGAUUGACUCUGGAAAUUACACUUGUCGAGCAAGCAACUCAGCUGGAAUGAGGAGCAUGGCGGUGACCUUGGAAGUGGAGACUUCUAGCUCUGGAAUUAUAGAACAGGUGGAAAAAGGACAAGGUUGGAGUGUAAAGAAAUCUGAUGGCAAUCACGGAGUCAUUAGUGCAAGAAAAAUCAAUCUUGGAUCUAAUGUUGUAACUGCAAGCAAGAGCAGAAGCAAUAACAGCUAUAGUGAUAACAAUAGUAGAAGAGUAAACAUAGUUCCUAAUACCAAUCUCAACUCAGUGUUCAGUGGCUCCAAUCCUACUCUAAGAAGUUACAGCCAACAUGAGUUUAAAAGUCCUGCUGGAGGAUUUUCAACACGACGGGGUAAUACUGGGAUAAUGGCUGGGGCAAAUGAGGCACAGAGCACAGGCAUUAAGAUAGACAGUACUGGAUUAAAUAGAAACACACCCAGCAUUCAGAGUAGAAGUGGUAACGUAGAUCACAGCCAAAGCACAGGCAGAGGAGAAAGUACUGAAAGGAAUCCUGAGAUGAAUAAUAAUGAAGUCAUUGCAGGAAAGAAAAGUAAUGAUGCUAAUACCAGCAGAGACAACAGCAGGUUAACUGUUAUUUCAACAAAUAGCCAAAGUAUUAGUGGUAGUUUGUCAGGUAAUGGAGCUGGUACAAGCACUCAAAGAGGACAUGUUUUCAACAGGAACAGUCAUGCAGGGGGAGCUAAUGAUAACAGAAGAAAUAGUGUUUCCUCAAGUAGUAAUUCCGACACACAUCUGAGUGGGGGGAAAAUAGCAAAGYACCGAGCAGUUAAAGGCCAGGCUGUCACUUUGCCAUGCCCAUACCAAGGUUAUCCUCCACUUCGUUUGGCCUGGCUUCUUCCUGGAAAUGGCAUGCUGCCGGCUCCUUACUACGGCAGCCGACUCACUGUGCAUCGGAACGGCUCCUUAGAGUUUCGAGAUGUACGGGUGAGUGACGGUGGGAAUUUGGUUUGUGUUGCAAAAACUGAAAGAGGUGACGCUUUGAUGCGGGUCCAGCUUGAAGUGUCAGAACCAGUGGUGGAUGUGAGAUCCCAACAAGGCAGAGAAGUGGAAAUACCGCAGAAGGGAAAUUUAGAUGCAACUCAGUCUUUACCCACAAGGACAGUAUCGCCUCUGCAGCAUUCACAGAGGGGCCUUGGUGUGCCAGACAGGUCUCACUCUAUAAACUCUCCACCACCGUCCGGCUCAGUCUCCAAACCCACAGUACGCACCAGCACCGCCCCUCUAGUGAGCACCAUUAAUGGAGAAACUCUCCGUCUGCAUUGCCCUGCCUCUACAACCGGGGGCUCUGUUUCAUGGACGAUGCCAAGUGGUAAGAUACUAUCCAGAGGUGACAGUGGCGAUCUAGGACGUUAUGUGGUGCAAGAAGAUGGAACACUAAUAAUCAAACAGGUUUCUGUGUUUGAUCGAGGCAGCUACAUCUGCAGGUUUUCCAGUCUUGACUCUUCCUCAGUCUCAGUCACCAUGGUUCCUGUCAUCGUCAUCGCCUACCCUCCACGCAUCACAAUCGGUCCCUCCCCUGUCACCUACACUAGAGGCGGUGUUGCUGUGGAGCUGCCCUGCAUGACCAUAGCCACCCCGCGAGCAACAGUUAGUUGGGAAACACCAGACCUGACACAACUGAGUGUGACGGGUCAGCCUCGUAUUUAUGGCAACCUCUACCUGAGUCCUCAGGGUUCAUUGGUGAUACAAAACCCGACACAUAGGGACACAGGAUUUUACAGGUGCAUCGCCAAAAAUGUAAUCGGAGUGGACAGCAAGGCAACCUACCUGCAUGUUAUGUAACAAUACAAAGCAACUAUAUAAACAUUAACCCUUUCAAACUUGAUACAGAUAAACAGCCUUUAAUGAAAGAAAUAUUUGUAUUUCCCUGGUGCCCAAAGAAACUGCAAAACUCUGUUCCGGACAUACUGCUGUAACUCAAGAACAGAAAAUAUCCAUCAUAUAUACUUCUGGUGCAUAUAGUUGCAAAUCACAGGUUGUUUCAUACCAGAACUUGACACAUUUAUUGCACACAAAAAAUAGCUAGAGUGAAAUUCCAGUCAUUAAAGGUAAACAUUCUGCAUGUUUUGAUGUGUCCCUACUCCAAAACAUGUAACUCUAAAGGCUGAAUCACCUCUUCAGCGUAUCAUCAAGUUCUACAAAACUCUGGCACCAAACAUUUCAGUCAAUUUAGUUGUGUUAAACCAGAGAAGCUUAGAGAAUACCUGCCACCAAGAAUUAACAUUAAACAUCAAUGUAAUUUUUAAAACUCAGUUUAAUGUGGCAGUGACUUCAAAACUAUCCAAAUGUGUACUUUUAAUCAACUGAGAUAUUUUCCUUCAGGUUUGGUGAAAAAUAGUUGGACUUUUUGCUUAAACUAAAAUUAUUAUGUUGACAAUCUUAACAGAGGACAUCUGUGAGGGUAUUUUUGUAUAUAAAAUGCUUAAUCCUUUGGAUGAAGUCAUAGUUAAUUUUGCUCAGUCUCAGACUCUGAGUAUAAUACUGUGAUAAAAAAAAAUCUGUACAAAGACAGCUUUUAUUUGCUUUAUUAAAUUAUUAUACAUUUGCAUAACAAGGCACCAUCCACACAAACAUGGAUAUUUUGCAAGGCAGAAAAAUGGUCUGCAAUAGCUGCUGUAGGAACUAAAAGAACAGCAGAGCAGUGAGUUACUUGCCAGGCAUAGUUUUCAUUGAACACGAAAUGUAGGCUGAAAAACAUACAGCUUCUGUGACAAGGCUUUUUUUUUUUCUUUUUUUUUUUUUGCGGGGUAUAUCGGCAUUUCUAAAAAGAAUUAUUUCAAUUAGAUCAUCAACUCCUGGUAUUCCACUGAGGUAACACAUAUGUGUAACUGUCAAAUGUGUGUCUGUUAGAAUGAACGGUGUAAAAUUUAAAGUGUUCUACUGCACCAAGAUAGAGUACAUAAAAGUGGUUCUUAAAAGUGAUCACACCCUUGUUAAAAUAGUGGGUUUUUGUUCUGUGGAAAAGGAAAGCAUAAAAARCACUUUUUUUAAAAAACAUUUUACAAUUGUAAUGUGAGAUGUCCAGAUAUUUUUUUGGGGAAAAAGUACAAAACAGGAAAUAUCAAAAAAACAUUUUGUUUUGGAAGUGUCCAUAUCCUAAGUUUCACCUUUUGAUUCAAAAACAACAUUUACUCUUAUUUUGUUGGAGUUUGUCAGCAUGCUACAUGCCCAUGGCCCUCUUCAAAGCAUGUUAAAAUAUGGAUCCAUCUAAGAGUGUUCACAUUUAAGAAAUCUGAUUAAUUGCUACUUUUUAUUUGUAUUAUUUCCCUCUAAAAGUACUUGUUUUUUUAUUGAMCAUGAUAUAUGUCACUUUAAUAGAUAGAGGUUUUGAAAUGAUUACUUUAACUUGGAUUUCAAUCAGAGUAUGUGCACUUUUUACAUUCGCUUUACUUCACCUGUGAAGUCACUGAUAAUUUUUUUCAUACUUAAUGAUUUUUAGAUUAAAGUUGAAUUCCUUAUUUAAUUCAGUUAAAAUAGUUAUCAUUUAAUUUAUUAAGAAAUCAUUGUAGACUGCAUUCAGUUAAUGCCACUGUUAAUGCCAUUUAGCAUGCAGACGUUAGUGAACUUUUAUCAGAACAGAYGAAGCAUCUGUAUAGUGUGGCAUGAAAUUAAGAACAYUUUUAUUAGAUUKCUWUUGUGUCAGUUGAAUAGCACUGGGACAAAUUUCAUAACGCUGAUGAAUUUAUGUACUAUAGAUGACACCUCUAAUUUGUUAAGCAUAAGCAGAAGGAUUUUUCAAUGUAUCCAAACAUUGUGUGGGUGUUUGGAUUAGCUGGAGAUGAUAUUGUUCAGUACAGUGUGAAGCAGCUAGGAAAGAAAUGCUGAAGCAAUAUUUUAUAGGAAUACAUUUUCUUAUUCUAUUUAAACGUAAGGCAGGUACGUAGUACUUUGACAGGUGUCUAACUUAGAGACCCUUACCUUUCUGUAGCCAUGCUCUGACUCCUUCCRGGAAGUACACAGAUGCCAAUCUUUUCAAAAAAAGAGAAACCAAAUACUGCAGAAGUAUAGCUGUGGCCUAAACUGUCUAAUCUGAAGCUCAGCUAGUUUUCUAAAGCUUUAUGACAGUCACUGAAUAAUACAGAUUGACCCCUACAUCAAACUAUAGGGCAUUUUUCUUCUCGUCUUCUCUCUGUUUGCAGUUUGAUGCCAAAUGAACUGUUAUUCUAAGGCCCUGUUUGAUCUUAUGUAAACUUUUUAUUUUAUUUUAUCAUUUCAAAUGUCACAGAGUAGCACAAAAAAYAAAAACAAAACAUAGAUCUGAUAGGUAAGCUUGACAUGUAGCUGCUUGGUAUUGAAUUUUUAUUUGCUGACUAUAUGUUGAACUACAUGGAUUUGUCACCAUGGUGCAGAUGUAGCAAAAAGUAACACACAGGGGCUACUGUAAUGGUGAUCUUGAACAAAUCUGAUGGUGGAGUUUUCAGUGUGAAGAGCUAAAAUGUAUAAAAACCUCUUCAGGACUUUCAAAAUGUUGUCAGUUGGGAAUGAGAUUUGGUACAAAGCUUAUCUAAUGGACWAUUGUUUUGACUUAAAUACAUAUAUUUAAUUAUGUGUAUAUUUUUAAUGACUUGCAGUAAGUUUGUGCACAAAGUCAGCAGUUUGUGUUUUCUCAAUUCUUGUCUGUAACGUUUCCAUCAUUACAUUAAAUUAUUUGUUUUGUAAAGACUCACUUUAUGUAACAUAUUUUUGUACUAAAUGGAGAUAAUGGUUUUAUUAUGUAUGUUGGAUGUCUUACUAUCCAGCUGUGAGUUCUUGCUUUGUUUUUAACAGGAUUCAUUUUAUAAAAAAAAUUAAAUAAAACAAAACACACUGUU
Molecule: messenger RNA, 11397 nt
Organism: Poecilia reticulata (guppy)
Lineage: Eukaryota; Metazoa; Chordata; Actinopteri; Cyprinodontiformes; Poeciliidae
Source: RefSeq, a predicted model, not a curated record